AAAUAAAAAUGAGAUCUUAAAGCUAUAAUUAUUAAAAUUGGACAUUUUAUCGGUGUCACUUUGGGACCUCAUGACAUUGUUAAUGCUAACAGGGUGACUCCAAAAAUAAAAUUACAUGGUCGGCCCAGAGUCAUAGUGGCAAAAUUGAUGACACGACUGUUAAAGGAUAACAUGGUAUCUGCGUCACGCAAACGUCGUAUGACUACAGCUGAUCUCAACAUAAGCGGAGAUACUAAGUCUAUAUUUAUAAAUGAGCAUUUAACUUCUUAUAACAAACAACUCUUAAAAAAUGCAAAAGAAGUCUGCAAAAAUAAACAAUACAUUUUUACAUGGACAAAAAAUGGAAGAGUUUAUGUACGCAAGGGGGACACUUCGCCUGCGUUGUGGAUAGCAAUCGAAGAAGACUUAAAGAAAAUUGUUUGA
Molecule: messenger RNA, 423 nt
Organism: Diatraea saccharalis (sugarcane borer)
Lineage: Eukaryota; Metazoa; Arthropoda; Insecta; Lepidoptera; Crambidae
Source: the annotation of a GenBank genome assembly